Messenger RNA from Populus nigra (black poplar), 1591 nucleotides. RefSeq names its product B-box zinc finger protein 22-like. NCBI's taxonomy places the organism in Eukaryota, Viridiplantae, Streptophyta, Magnoliopsida, Malpighiales, Salicaceae. The record is from RefSeq and is a predicted model, not a curated record. Gene Ontology annotation, biological process: regulation of DNA-templated transcription; photomorphogenesis. Gene Ontology annotation, cellular component: nucleus. The coding region runs from base 395 to 1288 and encodes 297 amino acids. The transcript is spliced from 3 exons. Gene Ontology annotation, molecular function: zinc ion binding.
UUUUUUUCUUGAAGUCCAAACUGUUAUUAUAAAUCAAAUCAGCUCUUGUGGCUCCAUUUCAUCCUCUUCUUUUUUCACUAAAAAGAUCUCUUCCUCUCUUUCUUUAUUGCUCUCUCACCCUACACUAAGAAACUAUUCUUUCUUCUUCUUUCGGAUUUUUUUUUUCCUUGUAGGAAGAGUGAUUAGGGAACACGAACUGGGUUUUCGUUAUAAGGGAGGAGAAAGCCAGAUUCAAGGAGUGGAAGGAAAAAAAAAAGAAAGAGGGAGAGGAGUGUAAGGUUGUAGAAUAAUAGAAACUACUGUGUUUUCUUUUUAUGUGGAGAUAGUGAAACAGAGGAUUUGAGUGAGAAACAAAAAAGAAUACUGGGAGUCCUUAGAGAGAAAGAGAGGGGAGAUGAAGAUACAGUGCAACGUUUGUGAGGCAGCGGUGGCGAACGUGCUGUGUUGUGCGGACGAGGCGGCGUUGUGCCGGGCAUGUGACGAGACGGUUCAUGCAGCUAACAAGCUUGCUAGUAAACACCAGAGGGUUCCUCUUUCUACUUCUUCCCCUCAGAUACCUAAAUGUGAUAUUUGUCAGGAGGCUGCCGGUUUUUUCUUUUGUCUAGAAGAUCGAGCAUUGCUCUGCAGGAAAUGUGAUGUUGCCAUACACACAGCAAAUACCCAUGUGUCUGCUCAUCAGAGGUUUCUGCUAACUGGAGUAAAGGUAGGUCUAGAAUCUACUGAUCCCGGUGCAUCCUCUACCCCAGGGAAGUCGCCUUCAGGGGAAAAAACAACCUUGGAAAUGAAAUCACGUCCUGUUUCUAGAAGAGGCACGUCAAUGCCCUUGGCUAGUCCAUGCAAUCAAGUUUUUCCUGCAAAUGUUUGUGGAGUUGGAGAAUUUGGACCUGCAAAACUGCCCUAUUCUGGAGGUUCAGCAGCUUCCAGCGUUUCACAGUGGCAAAUAGAUGAAUUUCUUGAACUGGCUGAGUUUAAUCAACAUUAUGGCUAUAUGGAUAAUGGAUCAUCUAAGGCUGAUAGUGGCAAACAAGGGGAUUCUGACAGCUCUGCAAUUUCAAGAUCUGCCGAAGAAGAGGUAGAUGAUGAAGAAUGCUUGGGUCAGGUGCCAGAUAGCUCCUGGGCAGUGCCCCAAAUCCCUUCCCCACCUACGGCCUCAGGGCUCUACUGGCCAAAAAGUAUUCAUCAUUCUGAUACAGCAAUUUUUGUGCCUGAUAUAUGUGGCUCAGCUGUGCAAAACCAUCGUCACUGUCAGCGGCGUGGCACUGUUUCCAAAUGGCGGCAGCAACUCUAGAAUUGUCUUUGUCACCUAUAUCAUCAAGUGCGAUGUCCAGGAGUUUGAUGGCAUGUUUUCAAUGAAAUCUUCCUGCUAUUCUAGAAGUUGGUUUAGAGGACUUACUGGUUUGAUUCGUGUAGCUUUCUCUUGUGACAUUAGAGCUACUCCAUUCCACCGCGGCUGCUUGGGAGCUUGUAAGAUAAAAGGCAUAUGUACUUGACUCUAUAAUUCAUUAACCUAAGACAUUUGAUAUCUGUACGAGUUAGAAAGUUUGUUCAAGAAAUAAUUCAAUGACGUGAUGAAAAUCUAUGUUUCACAAAA